AAGCGUGCGCAGUUUCUUGGCAUACACUAAACAUCUUUUUGAUCAACUGAGGUUCGGUGAUCACUCCAGCAACAAAAGAAACGCCGCAUCCACACUUCCAUGACUAAUCCCCUGCGCACGAGCAACGCGCACCCCACGCGUACCUCGUCCGUUUGUUCCCAUUUGUGGUCAAGUACUGCUGCGGUCUCCGUGGAUACACAGCGUGCUAAAGUGUUAUAUAAGGCGACAUAUUCUUUUCAGACCAGACAGGGAAACCGUUCGCGUUCUCAGCUUCAUGGGCGAAGAAGACAAGGAUCUGUUCGACCGACCUCAACGCGGAACAAUCGAAGUGAAGUCAGAACACGGCACGUCUGCGGAGCAAGAACGCCAAAGGAGAUAUGCGGAUCUGUUCGAGCAACUGGACCUGAAUAGAGAUGGCAGGGUUGACAUUAGCGAAUUGCGAAUUGGACUGGCUGCUCGAGGUUUACACCAAGGAGAGGCUGAAGAGAUAGUCCUGGAGAGUGACAUCAAUCAAGAUGGCUUGCUGGACUUCCAAGAGUUCUCUCAGUACAUGCAGGCUCAUGAGAAGAGGCUAUGGCUCAUGUUCCAUAAACUUGAUCGGAACAAUGACGGUAAAAUUGAUGUGGGAGAGAUCCAGCACUUGAUGCACAAGCUUGGAGUUGAGGUCACCAAGGAGCAGGCCUCGAGAAUACUGCAGAGUAUGGACAGGGAUGGUACCAUGACCAUUGACUGGAAAGAAUGGCGAGAUCACUUCAUGUUCAAUCCUUUCCACAACAUGGAAGAGAUUGUCCACUACUGGAAGCACUCCCAUAUGUUUGACAUUGGGGAACAUUUGACGGUGCCAGAUGAGUUCUCAGAGAAGGAACGGCGAUCCGGUCUGGUUUGGAGGCAGUUGGUUGCAGGAGCAAUGGCAGGUGCUGUGUCCAGGACAGGAACUGCUCCUUUGGAUCGCCUGAAAGUUUUCCUGCAGGUACACGGUUCUGUGUCUCAUGGGAAAAAUCUGUGGUCGGGGCUGAGAGGGAUGAUCCAAGAAGGAGGUGUUUUUUCACUCUGGAGGGGAAAUGGCAUCAAUGUCCUCAAGAUUGCCCCAGAAUCUGCAAUUAAGUUUAUGGCCUAUGAACAGAUCAAGUGGCUGAUCCGUGGCAGCAGGGAAGGGGAAAGUUUAAAAGUACAAGAAAGAUUUCUUGCUGGUUCUUUGGCAGGAGCUACUGCCCAGACCAUCAUCUACCCUAUGGAGGUGCUUAAAACUCGUCUCACAUUAAGGACAACGGGACAAUACGCAGGUAUGGCUGACUGCGCCAGACAGAUCCUGAGAAGGGAGGGAGUCCGGGCUUUUUACAGGGGCUACCUGCCAAAUACGAUUGGCAUUAUCCCCUACGCUGGUAUCGACCUAGCUGUGUAUGAGACUCUUAAGAACGCCUGGCUUCAGAGGUACUGUUUAGACUCUGCAGAUCCGGGUGUUUUGGUGCUACUGGGCUGUGGUACUGUUUCCAGCACCUGUGGGCAGCUAGCAUCAUAUCCACUCGCUCUCAUUCGGACACGAAUGCAAGCGCAAGCCAGCACGGAGGGUAAACCAAAACUGACCAUGGUGGGCCAGUUCAAAUACAUCUUAUCCAACGAAGGUGUGUCUGGUCUGUACCGUGGCAUAACACCCAAUUUUCUCAAAGUCAUUCCUGCUGUUAGCAUCUCUUAUGUGGUGUAUGAGCACAUGAAGAAAUUCCUUGGGGUGGCACACUAACAAACAAGAACGACAAAUGAGGUUGCCCAAACUAUAAAAGAUAAAGAAAACACAGACUUAACCUAUGAGACAGAGGAGAUGAGAAAAUAGUUAUUUCACUGAAACUAAACAUUUAUUUUUUUUUUUUUUGCAUUGCUUCUUUUGGCUACAUACUAAAAAAAAAAACAAAAAAAAAAAAAGAGAGAAAUAUAGCAUGAUAACAGGGCAACAAGUUAAGAAUGUACUUUAUGCUGCUUUUUAGUUGCCCUCAAAGUAUUUUCGCUAUCCCCAUUUUCUACAUUUUAAGCUUCAAUGAUAAGUGAUGCAAUUUUGAUAUUUUUUUGAUCAUGAACUGUUGGUCAGAUGCUUUCCCCUGUGUUCACAACUGCUCCAACUUUUGUUCCACUAUGAAACACCGUUUUGUGUUUGAUAAAAUGUUUGCAGCGACAUAACAGCGACAAAUCAAUCUGGGUUUUCUUGUACUCUUAUCAUAAUUUAUGAUCAUACAGAGCUAUUUUCAAUAGUUUAUUCCUUUUAAUGAACUUUUUUUCCCCACCAAAAAUGUGAAGUAAAGAUAUAUUUAUCAUCGUAAGAUCUUUUUAAACAAAUGCAUGAAUCAAGACUGCUGAUACAUCCCCAAUGGCAAAGAAAAGUUCUCUUAAAUUUGUUUACAUUUGAUGAAACACAUGUAACAUCCUCUGCAUUGCUAUUGUUAUUUUCUGUUAUACAAGCCUACUUGAUGAAUGCUUGUCUCCAAUGGGGCCUUUCACGCAUGACAUGUGUAAAGCAUGAAUGCAUGUUAUUGUUGUGCAGCCAGCUAGUUUAGGUGUGGGUGAAUAAUUUAUUCCAUAUAUUUUAAAAUACGAAAGUGUUUGAUUGUGUGUAUGUAUAAAUGCUUGUUUAUAAUGGCUACGAUUACUGUACAGUCAACCCUCAAAAGUUGAUCACAACUCACUGGUUCCAUUACAUGUAAAGUGACUUUUAUACCUUCAUGAACUACAGACAGUCAUUUAACAUUCAACGUUCUAACCUGUUCUAAAAGUAUCAAUACAAAUUACCCUCCAAUAAAACUAAGACAAAGUAAAACUACUCAAACAUUAAUUAAAGAAGCUUGACACAAACAUAGUCGGAAAGGAAGGUGCCUGCGGAGUGAUGCUGUUCUCAGAGGUAUUUUUUAGGUGCUGAUGGAGUGAAGUGCAUAAUAAUCUCACCCAUCACAUUUUUGUGAAUAUUUUAUUAGUGCUUUUCAUGGAUAUCAAUGAAGAACCACUUUUCCACAAUGUGAAUCAGUCAGUGGAGCUACUGGAAUGUUUGACUUUUGAGAUUCCACUGUAUAACAUGAUACAGUAGUUUUGACAACACAUCAAUACCGACUGAACAUGCAUGGGCACUUUAAAUGUGUCCAUAAUGUAAAUUUGGUUGUACUGUACUUCUAUAAUUGGGCUUGUAACCAUCAAUAUACCACCAAGGUCACAUUUAAAAAUGUAUUUGCACAAGUCAUCUUGGAAGCUGCAUUAUUCUGGUUUACUCAGGGCCAUGUAAAAGUGUGCAAAAAUUACAUUUUAGAUAUGCUCUUUGCAAAAAAUGUUUCAAAUUCCAUACCUAAUAUGAUCCCCAUGUAAUUUGGGUUCACUCCCACAAACAUGUUAACUUA
Molecule: messenger RNA, 3371 nt
Organism: Hippocampus comes (tiger tail seahorse)
Lineage: Eukaryota; Metazoa; Chordata; Actinopteri; Syngnathiformes; Syngnathidae
Product: calcium-binding mitochondrial carrier protein SCaMC-3-like
Exons: 10
Coding region: 275-1738 (487 amino acids)
Biological process (GO): transmembrane transport
Molecular function (GO): calcium ion binding
Source: RefSeq, a predicted model, not a curated record